This is a messenger RNA of Magallana angulata, 2864 nucleotides long. RefSeq names its product nuclear pore complex protein Nup93-like. The transcript is spliced from 23 exons. Gene Ontology annotation, molecular function: structural constituent of nuclear pore. Gene Ontology annotation, biological process: poly(A)+ mRNA export from nucleus; protein import into nucleus. Gene Ontology annotation, cellular component: nuclear pore. The coding region runs from base 82 to 2553 and encodes 823 amino acids. The record is from RefSeq and is a predicted model, not a curated record. NCBI's taxonomy places the organism in Eukaryota, Metazoa, Mollusca, Bivalvia, Ostreida, Ostreidae.
AAAAGACUUGCGCCUUUUAGCGCAUGCGGCUGAUGACUUUUGUAUGGCGGCUUAUUUACACAUGUGAAAGUAAAAGGGAAAAUGGAGACAGAUGUUGCUGAUUUUUCUGAUCUUCGACAACAAGCCGAGCAGCUGACUGCUGAAUUUGACAGCGCCUCAGACUUACCAAGAGUCAACAGGAAUAUAGCACAGAUCCUUGAAGCAGGGUCCCGUCUGCUGUCAAAAGUUGCCCCCAUCAGUCAAGACUCCACUGAUGUUAGAGCGUCCAUAUUGCUGGGUACUAAAGGAUAUGAUGUACCAAAAAUUUCUCAGAAACUAGAAGGCUUGAGUGCAUCCAAGACAUUUGAGCCUCUAGAACCAGUAAAAGACACUGACAUUCAAAGCUUCUUAAAAAAUGAAAGAGAAAAUGCUUUGUUGGCAGUGAUUGAGCAAACAAGGAAACAUACAUUCGAGGAAUCUGAGAGGAGACACUGGGAAUGCAUGGAAAAUGAAUGGGAAAGAGAAAAACAAAAAAUUCUGAACACACUUCGGGGUCUGAACCAGGAGACAACAGACUUCCAACCAGAGGCAGAGAGUUUUGCUGUGGAUCCUGUCAGCAUGCAUGGUCGAAGUAAUCUCAACAACAUAGAGAUGGCAUAUGCUAGACAGGUGUACAUGUACAAUGAACAAGUCCUGCAGGGCAGCAUCAGGCCCAGCCUGGUGGACGCCUUCUCUGAUGUGGCCGUCAGUCUUGAUGAUAAGCCUGUGAUGGACCUGUGGGAACAAGUGAGGUACAUGGUAGAUGUCCCCAUGAUCUCCUCUAACAGCGUGAAGGAGUCGCGCACAGACUACCGCACACAGGCCGCUUUUGUUCAGAAAGGCAAGGAGUACCUGGAGCAAAUGUACUCCAAACACAUACAGAACACGAUCUACAGUAACCUUCAGCAGGCCCAGCUUGGGGGAAUCCCCUCCACCUACAACCAGGUCAAGAGUUACCUCAACGUCCGCCCGCCUCACAUCAAGGGCCUGGAGGAUGGGCAUGUGGACGGACACCCGGUCUGGGCUAUGAUCUAUUUCUGUCUGAGGUGUGGCGACCUCCAAGCUGCAUUACAGGUCACAGAAAAAGCAUCUCACAGUCUUGGGGACUUUCCUGCUUUUCUCAGAGAAUAUGUCACAGAUGAAGACAACAGAUUGUCUGCCGCCAGCGAAACAAAGAUCAAUCUUCAUUAUCGCCGAAUCAUCAAGAAUCAAAACGAUCCUUACAAAAGGGCAGUGUUCUGUGUAGUGGGGCGAUGUGAUCCUGCAGAAGAUCAUUCAGAGAUAGCCGAUAAAAUCGAUGACUACCUGUGGAUCAAAUUAUCCCAGAUCCAGGUGGACUCUGACCCCUCGCGACAGGACGGCUUUACUCUCCAGCGGCUACAGAGUCUGCUUUAUGAAGACUUUGGUGAAAGCCAUUUCAAUGGGUACCAGAACCCCUUCCUUUACUUCCAAAUUCUCAUCCUGACGGCUCAGUUUGAGGCAGCCAUUGAGUUCAUGUCCCGGAUUGACCGCCUCCUCUGCCACGCUGUCCAUGUAGCUCUGGUUCUGUAUGAACUCAAGAUGCUGAUGCUCCCUCCUUCUACUCAAGCUCAGCUGUUAACUAAAGAAUCAUCUGAUGAAGGACCCUUGAGGAGACUGAACUUUGUCCGCCUCAUCACUAUGUACACACGCAAAUUUGAAGCCACCGACCCAAGGGAGGCGUUGCAGUAUUUCUACUUCCUAAAUGAUCUGAGGACGUCCCAAGGAGAGAAUCUCUUCAUGUCGUGUGUUAGUGAACUUGUGUUGGAAACUAGAGAGUUUGAGAUGCUGUUGGGGAAGAUGGAACCAGAUGGCACAAGACGAUUGGGUGCAAUAGACAAAUUUCACCAUGAUACGCAGAGAAUCAUUGAGCUGGUUGCCAGGGAUACAGAAAACAAGGGAAUGUUUGAGGAGGCUGUCAUGUUGUAUGAUCUAGGAGAUAAACAUGACAAAGUGCUGGAGUUACUGAAUCGACUGAUCAGCCAGGUGGUAUCACAGCCCAAUACCCCCCAGUCUGCUCGGGACAGGCUCCGAGCCAUGGCCCUCAGUAUCGCCAAACGGUACAGAGAGAGGAAUAAUGAAGGGUCAAGGUCAAAUACCAGCACAUUUUACCUUUUGCUUGACCUUUUGACCUUUUUUGAUUCUUACCAUGAAGGAAAUGUAGAUGAAGCUUUUGAGGUGAUGAAGCAGUUAAAAUUACUUCCCUUGACAGCUGAUGCUGUGGAACAUAAAGUGAACGCCUUCAGGCAUUACACAGAUGAGGUCAGAAGAUGUCUACCAGAUAUUUUGAUAGCAACCAUGAACAUAUUACAUAAUCAGUACAAGAAUGCCAAAAACUCAGCUCCAAGGGGAGGCUAUUCAGGACAAGGCAGAUCAGAAGAUGGAGGCAGAGAAACGUACCUAAAUUAUCUCCGAAGUCAGGCAAGAGCCUUGAUAAUGUUUGCAGGAAUGCUGCCUUACAGACUGCCAGGGGACACCAACGCUCGCCUGGUCCAGAUCGAAGUGCUUAUGAACUGAUUCAAGACGGUUACCAGUACAGGGUGCUGAAUGUUGUGUUCAAGACUUUAUAUUGUAAUGAAUUGAUAAUAAAUUAAAUAAAAAAAUAUUUAAAUAUUAAGUAACUCUCAUUACAUAACAUCUGACAAUGUUUAGUGGUUUUUCUGCUAAGAAAAGGCAGAGUUAAUCAACAACUGUUCAAUCAACAAAUUGGAAGAAGAUUUUUUAAUUAAAAACCUGAUAUCAAUGUUCGUCCUUGCUGCUAACCUUAUGAUAAAUGUAUUGUCUAUGAUUUGGUUGGAGGUAAGAAAUGAAGCUGAACAGAAUUUAUA